Messenger RNA from Dicrocoelium dendriticum, 1452 nucleotides. The record is from the annotation of a GenBank genome assembly. Lineage: Eukaryota; Metazoa; Platyhelminthes; Trematoda; Plagiorchiida; Dicrocoeliidae.
AUGAUGAAGCAUCGCAACCUUCGUGCACCCCGCCACAGGUUCUGUCUCUCUGAUGAUGCAAGCCAACGGACCGUUGAGGAUUCAGAACUAAGUUCCGUAAAGGAAGGGGGCUCCUCGUUUGGUUCCGUUUUGGGUUCUGCGAUCGCUUGUCUUGGUGGCGCAGUUGGAACAGGAAAUAUCUGGCGAUUCCCACGAAUUUUGGCUACCCAGAGCUACUCAAAAGGUUCUCUAACCUUCUACAUAGUGUGGAUAAUCCUCCUGUUUCUCUGGUCGGUACCGGUGGUGCUAGUCGAGUACGCCGUGGGACGAUUCACCAAAAAUUCCCCUCUUCCGGCGUUUCAAAAGUUUGUUGGAAAACGUUUCAUUUGGUUGGGUGCGUGGCUCGUUGGAACGCUCUUCUUAAUCAGCGUCUAUUAUCCCGUAAUCGUUGGUUGGUGUUUGUACUAUAUCUACCAGUCCAUUGUGCUUAAAGAGCUUCCAGGUGAUGAACCGACCAGCGCUCAACUGUUCAAUUCAUUCGCCCAAGAAUCAUAUUGGCCAGUCUUUUGCCAGGUUUUGACGGUCCUCAUUACUGGCGUGUUUCUGUUCGGUGGCAUCCGUUUGGUAGAGAAGGCGAAUUUGGUCAUGGUCCCUCUGCUUCUCCUAAUAUUGAUCUUCACCUUCGGUUGGUCGAUGACCCGUCAAUAUGCGGAAGUGGGCAUGGCCUUUCUACUGACUCCAGCAUGGGGUGAGUGUACCGGUUGGGUUCCAGAUCGGAUCCCGGUUCUAUUCUCCAAAGUCGGCAUUAUCGGUCGAGUGCUGAGCGUGCUGUUCUUUCUCUCUCUUUAUUUCGCCGGAAUCAGCUCGCUACUCGGAGACAUACACGUCUGUAUAUUGGUUAUCAAAGAAUUCGGAGUUUCCUACCGCAUCGCCGUUGGUGUCUCCCUGUUGGCCUGUGGUCUCUGCGGCCUCCCAUCUGCUAUCUGGUUACAGGUGCUGGAGAACCAGGAUGACACUUGGGCUUAUGCCCUCAUCGUCUCCGGAUUUCUGCUAUCUCUGCUAGUCACAGUGUACGGCCCGCUGCGCUUCCGUCAUGUAGUUAUUAACGAAUUUGGUACUGACGAUUGGAAGGUGCCUAUACUCUGGGUGCCCAUCAUCACUGUUCUCGUCCCUUUAGAGGCCGGAUUCUUGAUAGGAUGGUGGAUCUACGGUGCCAUUGCGAGUGAUCCAAACUGGUACCAAAUCAACUUUACUUCUGUCCUGACCACCUUAGUCGAAUGGCUGAUCCUGUUAAUCUUCCUGGUGGCAGUCAACAUGAUUUGCGUUCGAAUCAAGGGAGAUCUUUACGUGAAGACAAGAGAAUUGGGUGCCGACCCGUAUGACCCGUCUACCUAUGAAGACCUGAAUAGAAACGAAAUGGACGCCAUUUGGUUGUCCACGGAUGAAGAUAACUCUCUGAAGGCAGUCUCAUGA